Punica granatum (pomegranate) is the source of this 802-nucleotide messenger RNA. NCBI's taxonomy places the organism in Eukaryota, Viridiplantae, Streptophyta, Magnoliopsida, Myrtales, Lythraceae. The record is from RefSeq and is a predicted model, not a curated record.
CAAAAAUCGUACAUUUUCUAAACCCUAGAAACCCAAGAUGGCCUUUAACAUCUCACAGAUUCUUCUGACAGUGAUGUACUCAUCUCUCCUAGUACUUCCGUUCUCCUAUGCCCAAAACUCGCAAGCAGACUUCCUGAAUGGUCAUAACAACGCUCGGAAACUAGUCAAGGUGGCGAACGUGACCUGGGACAACACCGUGGCAGCCUAUGCCCUCAACUAUGCCAACCAGAGGGUCGGGGACUGCAGUCUGACGCACUCGAAGGGGCCCUACGGAGAGAACCUUGCCAAGGGCACCGGCUCAUUCAGCGGGGCUGCCGCAGUCAAUUUGUGGGUGGCGGAGAAGCAGUACUAUGAUUACAAUUCCAAUUCUUGCAUUGGUGGUAAAGAGUGCAAGCACUACACCCAGGUGGUCUGGUAUGACUCGCUCCACAUUGGGUGUGCCAGGGUGCAGUGUAAUAACGGGUGGUGGUUUGUCACAUGCAAUUACGACGGUCCAGGCAACUGGGUUGGCGAGUGGCCUUACUAAGGAAAUUUAAUAAAGACUAAUUGAAUUGAUCACGUAACGAGAUCAUUCAAGAAUUGAAAUCUAUUUAAUAUUUCAGUUCAAUGAUAAAUAUAUAAAAUAAAUAAUAAAAUAAACAUAAGGAUGCAUGCUCUCACCUAUAUAUGCGAGAAUUCUCUAGGCACCUUGUGCAUGAUCUUGUAUUCUGUUUCUUGGUUUGCUAGUUGUACAAUUUAUAUAUAUAUAUUAAUGAACUCGUAUGGAUGGAGUGAUACGCUUAUAACUUCGUCUUUAUUUGCU